AAAAGAAAAACGUGGCGGGCAUUUUUGGAACGUCAAAGAGCUAGUCAAAUAUUCAGUAGUGAUAUAGGCUGUCGAACUAAUCGUCUGAGCCGUACACGAAGCGCCACCGUCGCCGUAGUCGAACUUCCAACGAUCCGCAGAGUCACGGUGACCGCCGUCCAUGGCGGCCACUCGAUCCCUUCCGUCGUCUUACAGCAACCAUGGCUUCUCUCAUGCCUUCAAUUCUCCCAAACCUAAACCUUCAUUUGCCUCUCUUCCUCUUCUUCCUAAAUCCACCAAUGGCUUGAAGGAAGACGACGGGAGGAGAAUUCAGGUCAGGAGCGAAAUCAAGAGCUUCGAGAAUUCGCAGAAUUGGACGGUUGAGGCCGAUCGAUUUCGCUUCGUUCAGAACUCUUCGCCUCAUUCUCCGUCCUCGGUGUCCAUUGCCGCUUCGAGUUCCGCCAUGGAUUCGGCCAUGAGAGCUACGAAGAAAGUUUGCCUCUUUUACUACGCGGAGACCAAGGCCCUCGCCGAGAGAGUCGCAGCGCAGUCUGAUGCCAUUGAGCUCCGUACCAUCACCUGGAGGAAAUUUGAUGAUGGAUUCCCCAACAUAUUCAUUCCCAAUGCUCAUGGCAUUCGUGGGCAACAUGUGGCCUUUCUGGCCUCGUUUAGCUCCCCAGGAGUCAUUUUUGAGCAGCUCUCUGUAAUAUAUGCUUUGCCCAAAUUGUUCAUCUCCUCAUUCACAUUGGUCCUUCCAUUUUUCCCAACGGGAACUUCUGAGCGAAUGGAGGACGAAGGAGAUGUUGCAACGGCCUUCACUCUUGCUAGGGCCUUGUCCAACAUACCCAUUUCGAGAGGCGGGCCUACUAGUUUAGUCACUUUCGAUAUCCAUGCCUUGCAGGAGAGAUUCUACUUCGGCGACAAUAUUUUACCAUGCUUCGACAGUGGGAUACCGCUGCUUAAGAAUAGGCUCCAGGAACUCCCUGAUUCUCACAAUAUAUCCGUUGCUUUUCCUGAUGAUGGAGCAUGGAAAAGAUUUCAUAAGCAGCUGCAACAUUUCCCAACGAUUGUUUGCGCUAAAGUUCGGGAAGGUGACCAACGGAUUGUUCGUAUCAAGGAAGGAGACCCCAGUGGACGACAUGUUGUGAUAGUUGAUGAUCUGGUCCAAUCUGGUGGCACCCUGAUUGAAUGUCAGAAAGUAUUAGCCAGUCAUGGAGCAACAAAAAUCAGUGCCUAUGUAACCCACGGAAUAUUUCCUAAUAGUUCGUGGGAACGCUUUGAGCAUGACAAUGAAGGGCAUCCUGAGAACGGGCUGACCUACUUCUGGAUUACAGACUCGUGCCCAUUUCAGCAGGUGAAGUACAGAGCACCAUUUGAGGUUCUUAGCCUCGCUGGUUCUAUUGCAGCUACUCUUCAAAUAUAAAAAGAACAUUUUGUAGAGAGGGAAAACUGGAUAUGAGACUUUCGUUUUCUUUCUCCACCUCCCAUAACCAUCAUUAACUUAUGUUCAAUUGGCAACAAGGCCACCAGCUGUAGAGAACUCAUGACAAUUGUGCGGCGAUUUUAGAUUUUUUUUU
This is a messenger RNA of Morus notabilis, 1556 nucleotides long. RefSeq names its product ribose-phosphate pyrophosphokinase 4. Gene Ontology annotation, cellular component: ribose phosphate diphosphokinase complex; cytoplasm. NCBI's taxonomy places the organism in Eukaryota, Viridiplantae, Streptophyta, Magnoliopsida, Rosales, Moraceae. Bases 161 to 1402 code for a protein of 413 amino acids. Gene Ontology annotation, biological process: 5-phosphoribose 1-diphosphate biosynthetic process; purine nucleotide biosynthetic process. The record is from RefSeq and is a predicted model, not a curated record. Gene Ontology annotation, molecular function: magnesium ion binding; ribose phosphate diphosphokinase activity. The transcript is spliced from 7 exons.